This is a messenger RNA of Geodia barretti, 645 nucleotides long. NCBI's taxonomy places the organism in Eukaryota, Metazoa, Porifera, Demospongiae, Tetractinellida, Geodiidae. The record is from the annotation of a GenBank genome assembly.
AUGUCCACCAGGACCGGCGACGACACAGACACCGUCGGGAACAUAGAGGAGUUUCUCCAGCAGUGUUUGGAGGACAUGGAGCCAGACCACAGGUUCAAGGGCCCUGGCAGGCCGCGUAUCCUGCCCGCAAUGGCUCUGUGGGCGGGACUGCUGGUCUGUGUCCUGAGAGGCUUUGGCAAAGUCAACUGGCGGUGUGGCGUCUCAUCUCGGAACGCGGACUCUGGUUCUUCCCCCGAUUUCCCGGUUACAGACCAGGCGGUCUACAAGCGGCUCCAUAGCGCGGGAACCAAGCCACUGGAGAGGCUCUUCGAGCAGAUCAGCAGCGUGUUGGCAGAACGAGUGCAGGGGAUGGUCUCGAAUAGGCUGGCGCCCUUCGCCGAGGAGGUCGUGUGCAUAGACGAGAGUACACUGGACACCAUGUCGAGAAGGCUGCUCACUAUGAGAGACAUCCCGAAGGGUGACAGCCGUCUGCUCCCUGGCAAGCUGGCAGGCGUGUUCGACCUGAGACGCCAGCAGUGGCGGACCGUCAUGUUUCAGCCGGACCCACAUCAGAACGAGAAGGUGUUGGCGCGGGAGCUGGUGGAAGAGCUGCCGGCGGGAACACUGGUGGUGGCAGACUUGGGUACUUCGGCUUCGCCUGGUUGA